AGGGCUGAGCCAGGACCGGUCUCAGGGACCGAACACCCUGAACUUUAGGUCCCAUCUCUUCUGGCCAGGAGGGCAUCCCGGAGUCUCCUUAGGGGCUAGGGUCCUUUGAGAGCAGUGGUUUUUCUUGUCCCGCAUCCUCCAGUCCCCUGGCGCCGCACUCAGUUUGCUAGCGUGUGAACUCGUGGCCUUCCAGGUGGGGAGGUGGGGGGCGUCGUUGCGGGCGGCGACGCCGCUGACACGGCCUCCACAGGCUCCCUCCCUCCUCCCUCCCUCCUUAAACUCUCCGGAAGCGGCAAGUGCUUUGGGAGGGGGGAGGGGGGUAAAGCAGCUGCGAGGAGUUGGAGCGUCCAGGCCGUCGCUGCCGCUCGCUGCGGGCAGAAUUAGGCUGAGACGGGGCCCUGGCUCCGGAUACCCCCACCCCCGGCUCGGAGAGCCUGACCUUUCCCGAUAGCGGCCGCUGGCAGGACAGACAGACUGACAGUAUUCUGGUACUGGAGAGGAAACUGCGAAGCCCCAGGACUUUGAGGCGUGCCCGGAGCUAGCGGAGAUCUUCUGCGGGCUUGGGGUACGAGGAACCCCAACACUUGACUUUCACCCUCUUGCCCUCUUCCUGCCCAGCUUUGGGCUGCGGAGGUGCCUUGGGAGGCUGAGAGCGGGAGCGGCGCGGUGUGCUGAGGGCCGGGCUAGGCCGAAUGCUGAAGGAGAGGGCGUCCAGGCUCCUCUUACCGGCCGCGUAGCCUUCAGCCAUGGAUGUGACCCCUGGCCUGGCAGUCUGGCUUUUAUGGGCGCUCCUUCUGCACCAUGGCCUAGGAGAGAAGCCUCCAGGAGCCAGCCCCGAGGAAUCAGCAGUGGCAGAAUUCUGCAGGAUUGACAAGCCCUUAUGCCACAAUGAGGAUGAGCAGCUCAGCUUUGAGGCCGUUCGAAACAUCCACAAGCAGAUGGAUGAUGAUGCCAACGGGAACGUGGAUGUGGAGGAGAGUGAUGAGUUUUUGAGGGAAGAUCUCAACUACCAUGACCCAACAGUGAAGCACAGCACAUUCCAUGGGGAGGAUAAGCUCAUCAGUGUGGAGGACCUAUGGAAGGCAUGGAAGGCUUCAGAAGUAUACAACUGGACCGUGGAUGAGGUGGUACAGUGGCUGAUCACAUAUGUGGAGUUACCACAGUAUGAAGAAACCUUCCGGAAACUGCAGCUCAGCGGCCACGCAAUGCCCAGGUUGGCAAUUACCAAUGCAACAAUGACAGGUACUGUUCUUAAGAUGACUGACCGGAGUCACAGGCAAAAGCUACAGCUGAAAGCCCUAGACACAGUGCUGUUCGGACCCCCUCUCUUGACCCGCCAUAACCAUUUGAAGGACUUCAUGCUGGUUGUGUCCAUCGUCAUUGGAGUGGGUGGAUGUUGGUUCGCCUACAUUCAGAACAGAUACUCCAAGGAGCAUAUGAAGAAGAUGAUGAAAGACCUGGAGGGGCUACACAGAGCUGAGCAGAGUCUUCAUGAUCUCCAGGAGAGGCUACAGAAGGCCCAGGAGGAACAUCGGACAGUAGAAGUAGAAAAAGUGCACCUGGAGAAAAAAUUGCAAGAUGAGAUCAGCAUUGCCAAACAGGAGGCACACCGGCUUCGAGAACUACGUGAGGGCACAGAGAAUGAGCUCAGCCGCCAGAAAUAUGCAGAGCAAGAACUGGAGCAGGUCCGCAUGGCUUUGAAGAAUGCUGAGAAGGAGCUGGAGUCCCACAGCUCUUGGUACGCCCCUGAGGCUCUGCAGAAGUGGCUGCAGCUGACCCAUGAGGUGGAGGUGCAGUACUACAACAUCAAGAAGCAGAAUGCUGAGAAGCAGCUACUGGUGGCCAAGGAAGGGGCAGAGAAGAUUAAAAAGAAGAGAAACACCCUGUUUGGAACCUUCCAUGUGGCCCACAGCUCUUCCCUGGAUGAUGUGGAUCACAAAAUCUUAACAGCCAAGCAAGCCCUGAGUGAAGUGACAGCAGCAUUAAGGGAGCGCUUGCACCGAUGGCAGCAGAUUGAGAUCCUCUGUGGUUUCCAAAUUGUCAACAAUCCCGGUAUUCACACUCUGGUGGCCGCCCUCAACAUCGAUCCCAGCUGGAUGGGCAACACCCGCCCGAACCCUUCCCACUUUAUCAUGACAGACGAUGUGGACGACAUGGAUGAGGAAAUUGUAUCACCAGUGUCCAUGCAGUACGCUGCCUGGCUGAUGGGGCGCAGGUUCAGUGAUCGCUCUGUGUGCUCGGCGUCUGUCAGCUCAGAUGAUCAGUCUCUCUGGAAAUACCCGGCUCCCAGUCUUCACAGCAGCGUCCGGCAGCGUCUGGUGGAACCACAGCACGUCCUAGGAUCGCAGAGGGACUUGACCCAUUCCGAUUCGGAGUCCUCCCUCCACACGAGUGACCGCCCUCGCUUCACCCAGCUGGCUGCCAAGCCCCAACAGCUGACCCGAGCCAUGGAUGAAGCCCUAUAUGCCCCAACCUCCAAUGGCAGCCACCGACUGGCAGAGGCAGCCCUGGGGGGAGCUCUAGUGGAGAAGCUGCCUGAGAGUCCUGCCCUAGUCAAGAAAGCACUGUUCCUGCAGAAUCACGGGCUAGAGAAGGCCUAUAGUGUUGGGGAGCUGGGUCCUAUAGGGCUGGGGGGAGGAGGGCCCCUGCAUUCAGAUUCCUCGCGUUCCCACAGUCCUAGCUCUCCUGAACCAGACACGCCAUCACCUGUGGGGGACAGCCGGGCUCACCAUGGCCGCAACACACGUAUCCCCCACCUGGCAGGCAAGAAGCAUGCUGGUGAGGAGGACAGUGGCUCCACGGGUGAAGAGACAGACUCCGGCCAGGGCAAGAAGAAGUUCCCACUCAAAAUCUUCAAGAAGCCCAAGAAGUAGUUGGACCAGGGCUGGCUGCGGUGGGAAGACACAUCUAUUCUCCCUCUCCUCCAAGGGACCCACCCAGGGCCUGGAAAGGGAAAGGUGGGGAUCCUGAGGACCUGGGGCAUUGUUAACACCUGCUUCAUCCUCUCUGUACCCCUACCUUCCCCCCAUGAAAGAGGAGCCUUCUACGUUAUUUAUUUACUGACCACCACCUGCCCUGUUUGGGCCUCCAUAAGUUGUUCCUGCUCCAACCUCUUCAUCCCCUGGCUCCAUCCCUGCUUCACAGUGCAUGACUUACCCCUGCACCCACCAUCUCAGUCCAGCUCACCCACCUUUGCAGGGGACCCUCAGUUCUGGUCUCCCCAUUUAUUGGGCUUUUAUGUCUUUCUUGGUCUCUCCCACCCUUCCCAUUCUUUGUUCUCCCCAUCGCCACUGAACCCCCACGCAAUUAGAGUGAGAAAAAAGGAAGCCUGAUCCAAGGCCCAAGCUCCCACCAACCUCAGCAAUGCUGGACAGGGCAAGCAGGGCAGGGCAGGGCUGAGGCCAGAGCUCUGUGGUUGGGUGGGGGGGAGAUGUUUGAUUUUUUUUCCUUUGGGAAGGGGGAGAGCCUGGAGCCAACCCUGGCUCUAGCUUUGGCCUGACUUUGGGGGGGGGGGUGGGAGGUAGUUAGGACAGAGAUGAGGUAGAGCUAGCCCUAGAGAUCAGGCCUCCAUGGUAGCAGAAAGGAGCUAAAUUAGGGAUGGGCAGCCAUGGCUCUCCCCCCUUCCAGGGAGCCCUUCUAGGGCUACACUCUCCAAUGGUCUAAUGAUUGCCUCCUCUCCUGCCUAUUCUGUAGGGUAGGGGAGAAGGGAAGGUACCCGUAUUCCUCUCCCUUCCUUCCCCUUAACCUCAGAUAUUUAGCCGCCUCCAGGUCCCCAAGUUUGGAGCCCUGAGACUGAUUGCCUCAGUGAUCCCUAAGCACCUAUCUAGUACAUGUGAUCCCCUUUGGUUUGGGGACCUAGUCUAGACAGGGGCUGUCAGGGACUCUCACAUAUGGGUAUAGCCUGUAACAGGACACAAUGGGGGCAGAGGAUGGGAUUGGGAGGGACUUUGGGCAAAGAUGUUGUUGCUUUUGAACCAAAAACAUUUUUUAAAAAAAUUUCCUGAAUUUCCAAAGUGCCUGCAGCCCUCCCCUCCUCUCCACUUCUUUUCCAGUGCAUGGUCUUUGGGCUCCCCUAGACUCUGGGCCCAAUCCUACUGUGCAGUCCAAGGUUGCCUCCCAUCCUGACCCCAUCCAGGCCUGGGAAAGGAGGCAGCUUAUAAGAAAUAAGUAAGGAAGGGAAGGGAAUGGAUACACACUGUGCGUGUCCCACUUCCUACCCCAGGCAGCACCCCCUUCCCCCAAGUUUUUGUAGGGGCUGUGAAUAAUGGCCCCCCCUAGUCUUGCUUGUCCCUCUGGAUGAGUCCCCCAUCCCAGGGCCAAGGGGCAGGUCAGCUGGGUGCUGCAGGCCACAGUGGGCUGGCCCCCCCCAUCCCUAUCCCUAUGGAUUUUUCUGUUAUUUCAUAAGACUGAAGUCUAAUAAAGCAUGUAGGAUAUUUUA
This is a messenger RNA of Phascolarctos cinereus (koala), 4438 nucleotides long. It is a transcript of the gene STIM1, whose product is annotated as stromal interaction molecule 1. Gene Ontology annotation, molecular function: calcium channel regulator activity; calcium ion binding; protein binding. Gene Ontology annotation, cellular component: plasma membrane; endoplasmic reticulum. Gene Ontology annotation, biological process: store-operated calcium entry; intracellular calcium ion homeostasis; activation of store-operated calcium channel activity. NCBI's taxonomy places the organism in Eukaryota, Metazoa, Chordata, Mammalia, Diprotodontia, Phascolarctidae. The record is from RefSeq and is a predicted model, not a curated record.